Molecule: messenger RNA, 1740 nt
Organism: Rhizophagus irregularis DAOM 181602=DAOM 197198
Lineage: Eukaryota; Fungi; Glomeromycota; Glomeromycetes; Glomerales; Glomeraceae
Source: RefSeq, a predicted model, not a curated record
AUGGACUUUUACCGAUACAUUUUAACUUGUAUAGUGGACACGGAUUAUAAGGAUUGGAAUGUUUUAAACUGCCUUAACUAUCUGAAGGAUCAUAAUCAUUUACAAUUUACUUCCGAUAGUAAACAAGAGAUCUUAAGUGCAUUUACAAGUGUCUUUAAGAAAAUUAGUGAGUCUUGUACUAUAAAUUCUAGGGUAACAAAAAAGGCGAAAAAAUUAUACGAUAAUGUCCAUGAGACUUUUCAAAGAAGAGAGAUUACUGAAUUUUUUGAAAAAGUGGAUCGAGAGUUUGAAGAGAGGCGAAAUGAACGGGAACUUGAAAAGUGUUUCGAUAAAAAUGGAUGUGAACUUUUAAUUAAGUCUAGCGAUUUUCACACACUGAAACUUUCAUCGCGUUAUGCAGGAAAAUCAGAAGAAUUGCCAGAAAAAGAUGAGUCGGUAUCCGACAGAAGUGAUCUUUUUUUAAGAAAAAAACGUAGUAUUAAUUACAAUGAGGAACGUAUGAUAAAGAGGCUACAUCGAGACAGGGAAACCACACCAUCACCAUGCAGUCCAAAAUUGCAUCUAAUGGAUAAUCCAUUUAUUGAAGAUAAGGAGGAUGACGUCAUAAUUAUUGAUGAUGUAGAUGAACUGUGCUUUGAAGAGGGGGACCCAGCAAAUGAUCUUAAAGUAGGAGAUACUAAUGUGGCUCAGUUAUUCCGGAAGUAUCAAAAUGAGUCAUUAAAGAUUGCAAAUAAUGGUGGUUUACUUGUUGAAUCAAAUGUACAUGAAAUAUUGUCUCUGUCUUCGAUAUUUCUUCUUACUCCAGGCUCACACCCAAAUACGAUGAUUGAUAUAUUUAGUUCAUCUUUACUUGAUGAAGUACACGAAAAAGUAAUCUCGAUACAACAAUCAGAAUUAGAUCCUGAUUGCGAAUUAAAGUUUAGGAAAGCGGCCAAGAAAGCAAUUAAAGAGUCACGUGAGUGUGCUGUAGAUUGGCUGUGGACGGAACUUUCAAACGAUCAAGCCUUAAAGGAGAACUUGGGCAUUGUAUUCUUAGAGUGUUUGAGAUCGUUACCCACGACAAAGAUUAAAAAUCAACCUAGCGAAAUAACGCUGAUCACAAAUCAUCUAGACCAUAUAAUGAAAAUGCUGCAUAAUCCAGAUAAACACAUUGUUGAGUGGCCCAAUACAGGUCUUGAUGAAAGCAAGGCGAGAAAACUCCAAGGAAGAAGCAAACAACCGGACUUCACAGUAUCUAUUAUACAUCAGCUGCAGGAUAAUGGUGUUAUAUUCGUGGGUGAGGUCAGCCCACCUUCAGAAAAAAACAAUGUGUAUAAGAAUUGUAAUGACUUAAUUCGUGUUGGUGUUUUUAUGAAAGAUUGCCUGGAUUCUGCCAUAGGCAAGGGUGCCGAUAUAAAGGUGCUAGGUUUCCAAUGCAUUGAUCAUACAAUUGAUUUUUAUGUGAUGGAUCUUGUUCAGGGAAUUUAUAUCUUGAUUAAGAUAGGACAAGUGGCAAUUCCUACUUCCUUGAAGGAAGUAUCGACUUUUAUUGAGGAUAUGGAAAUCCUUCUAAUAAUACGAAAGGUUUUUCAGCAAUCAUUUGAUAAGUUUUUUGACAAACUUUGCAAUCCGAGUUUGCCAUCAGUAAAAGCAAGCCUUAGACGUGAUACACUUAGAACACCCAAGUUUAGACAGCUUGUAAGUAAAACACGUAAUUGCCGUAGAAACUGUCCAUUCUGGUUUGGACGUGAUAAUAGAUGA